This is a messenger RNA of Budorcas taxicolor (takin), 4349 nucleotides long. RefSeq names its product N-deacetylase and N-sulfotransferase 1 (gene NDST1). Gene Ontology annotation, cellular component: Golgi apparatus. Gene Ontology annotation, molecular function: deacetylase activity; heparan sulfate N-sulfotransferase activity. The record is from RefSeq and is a predicted model, not a curated record. Lineage: Eukaryota; Metazoa; Chordata; Mammalia; Artiodactyla; Bovidae. The transcript is spliced from 17 exons. The coding region runs from base 691 to 3339 and encodes 882 amino acids.
CCAGCCCCGAUAGCAGCGCCCAGUCCCGCCCCGGCCCCCGCCCCGGGGUGCUCGCCGCACGCCCGCCGGCCGCUCGGGCCUCCGGCGCUGAUCUCCGGCCGGCACCCACGCUCCAUCGCGGGAUCGAAACCCGCCUCCACCGCCGAGAUUCGGGGAGGUUCUCGGGAGCAAGGACACCCCCGCUUUGAACGCUGCCCUUUAACAACCUGGGACGAGGAUUAGGCGCGGCUGUGUUAAGUGAGGAGCAGGGAGCCAUUACGAGGACGCGGCGACCUAAAGCGGAGUGGAGCUGAGCGGCUGCUGCCUGGAGCUCUGCCUUGGCCCCGGGGGCCCCAUUGAGUGAGCGGCAUGUGGCGCCCCCAGGCCUGUCCAGCAUCCUUCUGCACGCUGCCCAGCACCCCCAGGAGGCCCUGACGCCCUGGGGCACUUCUGCUGUGCACAGGACCACGUGGGGGUUUGCCAUGGUGACAUAAAGGGGUGCGGAGGAAGGAAGGAGCGCAACCAGCCGUGGACUGCGCCCCUGGCUGGGAGGAAGGGCCAGGGCCCAGAUCCUCCUCUCCCCUGCCCACUGCGGGCCUCACUCACUGAGUCUCUGUGAAUCUCUUGGCUGGUGGACAACUCGGGCGUCUCCUCCUGCGUGGGGCCUUGGGGCAGGCCGGGGCCCUGGUGGCCACGGUCUCGGGGGCCAGGAUGCCCGCCCUGGCGCGCCUCCGCAGGUUGUGUCGGCACGUGUCCCCGCAGGCCGUCCUUUUCCUGCUGUUCGCCUUCUGCCUGUUCAGCGUUUUUGUCUCGGCCUACUACCUUUAUGGCUGGAAGCGGGGCCUGGAGCCCUCCGCGGACGCCCCUGAGCCUGACUGUGGGGACCCUCCUCCCGUGGCCCCCAGCCGCCUGCUGCCGCUCAAGCCCAUCCAGGCAGCCACCCCUUCCCGCACGGACCCGUUGGUGCUGGUGUUCGUGGAGAGCCUCUACUCGCAGCUGGGCCAGGAGGUGGUGGCCAUCUUGGAGUCCAGCCGCUUCAAGUACCGCACGGAGAUUGCACCGGGCAAGGGCGACAUGCCCACACUCACCGACAAGGGCCGCGGCCGCUUCGCCCUCAUCAUCUAUGAGAACAUCCUUAAGUACGUCAACCUGGAUGCCUGGAACCGGGAGCUGCUGGACAAGUACUGCGUGGCCUACGGCGUGGGCAUCAUUGGCUUCUUCAAGGCCAAUGAGAACAGCCUGCUGAGCGCGCAGCUCAAAGGUUUCCCCCUGUUCCUGCACUCGAACCUGGGCCUGAAGGACUGCAGCAUCAACCCCAAGUCCCCGCUGCUCUACGUGACCCGGCCCAGUGAGGUGGAGAAGGGCGUGCUGCCCGGCGAGGACUGGACUGUGUUCCAGUCGAACCACUCCACUUAUGAGCCAGUGCUGCUGGCCAAGACGCGCUCGUCUGAGUCCAUCCCGCACCUGGGCGCGGACGCCGGGCUGCAUGCCGCGCUGCACGCCACGGUGGUCCAGGACCUGGGCCUGCACGACGGCAUCCAGCGUGUCCUCUUUGGGAACAACCUCAACUUCUGGCUGCACAAACUCGUCUUCGUCGACGCUGUGGCCUUCCUCACGGGCAAGCGCCUCUCGCUGCCUUUGGACCGCUACAUCCUGGUGGACAUCGAUGACAUCUUCGUGGGCAAGGAGGGCACACGCAUGAAGGUGGAGGACGUGAAGGCCCUGUUUGAUACACAGAACGAACUACGGACACACAUCCCAAACUUCACUUUCAACCUGGGCUACUCAGGGAAAUUCUUCCACACAGGUACUGAUGCUGAGGAUGCGGGGGAUGACCUGCUACUGUCAUACGUGAAGGAGUUCUGGUGGUUCCCCCACAUGUGGAGCCACAUGCAGCCCCACCUUUUCCACAACCAGUCUGUGCUGGCUGAGCAGAUGGCCCUGAACAAGAAGUUCGCUGUCGAGCAUGGCAUUCCCACAGACAUGGGGUACGCGGUGGCACCCCACCACUCGGGCGUGUACCCUGUGCAUGUGCAGCUCUACGAGGCUUGGAAGCAGGUGUGGAACAUCCGCGUGACCAGCACGGAGGAGUACCCCCACCUGAAGCCAGCCCGCUACCGUCGUGGUUUCAUCCACAAUGGCAUCAUGGUCCUCCCGCGGCAGACCUGCGGCCUCUUCACACACACCAUCUUCUACAACGAGUACCCGGGUGGCUCCAGUGAGCUGGACAAGAUCAUCAAUGGGGGCGAGCUCUUCCUGACCGUGCUCCUGAACCCUAUCAGCAUCUUCAUGACACACCUGUCCAACUACGGGAAUGACCGCCUGGGCCUGUACACCUUCAAGCACCUGGUGCGCUUCCUGUACUCCUGGACCAACCUCCGGCUGCAGACGCUGCCCCCGGUGCAGCUGGCCCAGAAGUACUUCCAGAUCUUCUCCGAGGAGAAGGACCCACUCUGGCAGGAUCCCUGCGAAGACAAGCGCCAUAAGGACAUCUGGUCCAAGGAGAAGACGUGUGACCGCUUCCCAAAGCUCCUCAUCAUUGGCCCCCAGAAAACAGGUACCACGGCCCUCUAUCUGUUCCUGGGCAUGCACCCUGACCUCAGCAGCAACUACCCCAGCUCUGAGACCUUUGAGGAGAUCCAGUUUUUUAACGGCCACAACUAUCACAAAGGCAUCGACUGGUACAUGGAAUUCUUCCCUAUCCCCUCCAACACCACCUCCGACUUCUACUUUGAGAAAAGCGCCAACUACUUUGAUUCGGAAGUGGCUCCCCGGCGGGCAGCUGCCCUGUUACCCAAGGCCAAGGUCCUGACCAUCCUCAUCAACCCAGCGGACCGAGCCUACUCCUGGUAUCAGCACCAGCGAGCCCACGAUGACCCGGUAGCCCUGAAGUACACUUUCCAUGAGGUGAUCACUGCUGGGCCCGACGCAUCCUUGAAACUGCGCACCCUCCAGAACCGCUGCCUGGUCCCUGGCUGGUACGCCACCCACAUCGAGCGCUGGCUCAGCGCCUUUCACGCCAACCAGAUUCUGGUCUUGGAUGGCAAAUUGCUGCGAACAGAACCUGCCAAAGUGAUGGACACAGUGCAAAAGUUCCUUGGGGUGACAAACACCAUUGACUACCAUAAAACGCUGGCGUUUGAUCCAAAGAAAGGAUUCUGGUGCCAGCUGCUCGAAGGAGGAAAAACCAAGUGUCUAGGCAAAAGCAAGGGCCGGAAGUACCCGGAGAUGGACUUGGAUUCCCGUGCCUUCCUGAAGGACUAUUACCGGGACCACAACGUUGAGCUUUCCAAGCUGCUCUACAAGAUGGGCCAGACACUGCCAACCUGGCUCCGGGAGGAGCUGCAGAACACCAGGUAGCCGCGGCCCCCACCGCCGGACUGAAUGUGACGGCAGGGAUGUCCCGCCACACGCUGAGCCAGACUGACCUGCAGAGUGGGGAGUGGGACCCGGCUGGCCAAGCACUCACAGCAAUACUCCGCCAUGGCCCGGGCCAGCCAGGAGGAGAGCCCAGGCAGGUGCCCACGUGCCUCAGAGCAUCCAGCACGCCGUCGGUGGCCUCUCGGACCUCCCUUGCCACCUGCGGUCCGUUCCGCUCACAGUCUUUCAUGGGGAGGCCACUUUCUGUUGGUGGAAGGCCACAGGCUGGUAGGAAGGAGGCACAGGACUCUGUUCUCUGGCCCUCACUGUGUCCUACCCACCGCGCUCUCCCCAUCCAUUGCUCCCUGCCCCUGUAGGGUGUCCACUCAGUAUUAGCUGCCACGUCAUCUCUGUCCUCCUUUCAACAAGGACAAGGGUCCAGCUGGGGCCUCUGGCAAACCAGGGAGAGAAAUUGGACGUGUCACUGACAUUUCAAGCCAGGCUCUUCAGAGGGGUCAGCUGGAGGCAGCCACAGGCGGGGUGUGAGGGUGGCCGCCUUGAGAGAAUGCUGGACCUCCACACCCAUUGCGGCCCAUACCUUUGCAUCUCAUCUUCCUGCUUUGGGGAUAGAGCCGCUGGUUCAUACAAUACCCACCCGGUUCUCAAGGCCACCUUCAGGGCCCCAGGGUCACUGCCAUGCCAUUUGGACCCAGAGACCCAGUCCUCAACCCUGCCCUCUCUCUCCCCCUGGGCUAUGACAUGCGUGGUGUUUCCUGUGGUAAGAGACUGAGGCGGUCGUGGGGCCGGCUGUAUACAUGCUCCAGUGUACAUUUGUUGCCCCCAGGCCCCUGCCUUGACCCCAGGCAGAUGCUGGACAGAGUUGGUGAGACCACCACCUCUUCCUGACGCCAGCUCCCUGGGGCCAAGGGUACCUAGAGCUCCCCUUAACCUCCCAAGUACUAAGAAGCUAAAGUAUUUUAAUUUUUUUUUUUCUUGGUGCCAGAGUUUAU